AUGAUCAACAAUUCCGAUGGUUGCGGCGAUGCGCAUGCCUAUCCGAAUGGCUCUGAACUUCAACGACUCGCUCAUAAUUGUUCGCAGCAAGAUUUCUCCACUUAUUUCGAUGGUUGUUCAAAAGUAUGCGUCAAGGGCAAGUACCCGAUGCCGUUGACGCUAUAUGAAGAUCUAGAAAGUGUAGUUUAUGGGCAGAUUUUUCCGGUUCUCGUAUUGUUAGCAUGUUUUGCAAAUGCUGCAGUUGCUCUGGUAUUGUCGAAAAAACAUAUGAUCACUCCAACCAACGUUGUUCUGAAGUACAUGGCUAUUGCCGAGUUGCUAGUGGGGCUUGUUCCAUUGCCAUGGACUCUAUUUUUUUUUAGUUUGGGAAAUUUUAAGGAAAAGUACCGAUUAGAGCUAUGGUGGUGCUACCUUCAAAAAUAUAGUAUGGAUGCGUUUCCACCGGUAUUUCAUAAUAUUGCAAUGUGGUUGACAGUGUUGCUAGCAGCGCAGAGGUACGUCUCUAUCAGUCACCCGCUCCAUUCUCGAACAGCUUGCAAUGUGAAAAAUGUCCGACUUGCUACACUAUUCAUAACUGUCAUAUCUGUACUUUGUGGCCUCCCAAAAUCAUUGGACAGCGAAUAUGAAACAAUAAAUGGUUGGAUUCAUUCAGAAGGCAGCUGGGGAUAUGUCUCAAGCUGUUUGAUGAUACAUACAGGGUUUGUGAAUACAAUGGGGCCAAUGGUGUUUUACAAUCUUUAUUUCUGGACUCGCGCGAUUGGAUUUAUCAUUGUGCCGAGUUUCCUGUUAGUCUUAUUGAAUGGUCUUUUGAUAAGGGGUAUACGAAAAGCACAAAGAAGGAAAUUGAAAUUGUUGAGGGAAAAACGAGCGGAGGAAGCACAACGACAGAGGGAUAGUAAUUCCACUAGUUUGAUGUUGGUGGCAAUUGUAACAAUAUUUUUGAUUGUGAACUUGCCGCAAGCUAUUUACAUAGGUCUUCUCUGCGUCUGUGAGACGUUUUCCAUUAAGUCGCCAAUUUUUGAUGGUCCCUUCCCAACAGUGUUCCAACUUGCCAGUAACAUGAUUGUAAUGGCCACUUAUCCUAUCAACUUUGGAAUCUAUUGUUUUAUGUCCAGUAGUUUUCGACAAACGUUCAGCCUAAUUUUCUGCCCAGGAGCCAAUCAGCUGCAAUGUGAUCGAAGAAUAAUCGAGCCACCGAGUGCGGUACAUUCCAGUCGGAGAUCCGACAUUUGUUCACAUUUGGUCAAUGUUUGUACAAAUUCCGAUGGGUUCAUGCAAGUAUCUCACCAUUGUCUUCAUGCGGACUAUCUUACUUCGGAGCGGCAAUCCACUCAAUUUACGACAGCAGAUAAAAGUGAAGAAUAG
Caenorhabditis briggsae is the source of this 1365-nucleotide messenger RNA. It is a transcript of the gene Cbr-sprr-2, whose product is annotated as Protein CBR-SPRR-2. The transcript has 11 exons. The coding region runs from base 1 to 1365 and encodes 454 amino acids. Lineage: Eukaryota; Metazoa; Nematoda; Chromadorea; Rhabditida; Rhabditidae. The record is from RefSeq and is a predicted model, not a curated record. Gene Ontology annotation, cellular component: membrane. Gene Ontology annotation, molecular function: G protein-coupled peptide receptor activity. Gene Ontology annotation, biological process: G protein-coupled receptor signaling pathway.